This is a messenger RNA of Lacerta agilis (Sand lizard), 2099 nucleotides long. It is a transcript of the gene P2RY1, whose product is annotated as purinergic receptor P2Y1. Gene Ontology annotation, biological process: relaxation of muscle; platelet activation; phospholipase C-activating G protein-coupled receptor signaling pathway. The record is from RefSeq and is a predicted model, not a curated record. NCBI's taxonomy places the organism in Eukaryota, Metazoa, Chordata, Lepidosauria, Squamata, Lacertidae. The transcript has 2 exons. Gene Ontology annotation, cellular component: plasma membrane. The coding region runs from base 184 to 1275 and encodes 363 amino acids. Gene Ontology annotation, molecular function: ATP binding; G protein-coupled ADP receptor activity; G protein-coupled ATP receptor activity.
GCGCUGCGCGCUCCGACCUCUUUGCCCGCCUCGCUCGGGGGGCUGCCCGGAGGCGACCGCGCCAUGAAGAAGGAAGCGGCGGCGGCACCAGGGCGCAGCGGGGCCAGCUAGAUCUCCCCGGAGACGAGAUGCUUGCUGAUACCAGGCCUCUAGAUCCAUCUAUGUGACUUUGCUGGAGAAACCAUGACCGAAGUCCUCCUGACCGCUGUUCUGAAUGGGACUGAAAACCACUCGCUGGCCAGCAGUGGAUGGACGUCGAACAAUGUCACCAGCAAGUGCUUGCUGACCAAAACUGGUUUUCAGUUCUAUUACCUGCCUGCUGUCUACAUCAUAGUCUUCAUCACUGGAUUCCUGGGCAACAGCGUGGCGAUCUGGAUGUUUAUCUUCCACAUGAGGCCUUGGAGCGGCAUCUCGGUUUACAUGUUCAACCUGGCACUGGCUGACUUCUUGUAUGUCCUGACUCUUCCUGCGCUGAUCUUCUACUACUUCAAUCAAACCGAUUGGAUCUUUGGGAACUUCAUGUGCAAGCUGCAGAGGUUCAUCUUCCACGUCAACCUGUAUGGAAGCAUCUUGUUCCUCACUUGCAUCAGUGUGCACAGGUACACAGGUGUGGUCUACCCCUUAAAAUCACUGGGGCGGCUGAAAAAAAAGAAUGCCGUCUACAUCAGCAGCUUGGUUUGGGGGGUUGUGGUCACUGGGAUUUCCCCCAUCUUCUUCUACUCUGGAACUGGGGAAAGGAAAGUCAAAACCAUGGCUUGCUACGACACGACGGUAGACGACUACCUACGAAGCUACUUCAUUUACAGUAUGUGCACCACAGUCUUCUUGUUUUGCAUCCCGUUCAUACUGAUCCUGGGCUGCUACGGAUUAAUCGUGAAAGCACUGAUUUACAAAGACUUAGACAAUUCCCCGCUCAGGAGGAAAUCGAUUUACCUGGUUAUUAUAGUGUUGGCGGUAUUUGCUGUGUCUUAUCUCCCCUUUCACGUGAUGAAAAACUUGAAUCUACGAGCCAGGCUGGAUUUUCAGACUCCAGAAAUGUGUGCCUUUAACGACAGGGUUUAUGCCACUUACCAAGUGACUCGGGGGCUGGCGAGCCUCAACAGCUGCGUGGAUCCUAUUCUGUACUUCUUGGCUGGAGACACGUUCCGAAGACGGCUGUCGAGAGCAACCAGGAAAGCUUCAAGAAGGAGCGAGCUCAACGUGCAGUCAAAAAGUGAGGAUAUGACUCUCAGCAUUUUAUCUGAGUGUAAACAGAAUGGAGACACAAGCUUGUGAAUAACAGUUUAAUUUUCCUUUCGCAAGCAAGCACUCUCGUCCCCCUUUCCCUUAUCCCCACCCUUCAUUUUUAACCCAUGUAAGAAUCUAAUUUCGUGCAUUUUCAAGAAAACUUAACAAGCGGACAAUUUAUUUUGUUUUGUUUUGUUUGAAAAACAUGCCGUGUGAAGCUAGGAAAAACGUGGGGAAAGUAAGUGUCAAAUUCUUUAAAAAUUAAAUGGAAAACAAUAUGGGAGGUUUCUGUUCUUACCCUUUUAAUUCUGAAAAAUUAAUUUAUCUGAUAGUCUGGUACACACAACAAAAGCAGUGCAAACCCUCAGAGAAGGCGUCUCCUUGCCUUAAGAGUAUGAGGAAUGCCCGUGGAAGGUGAAUAUUUCUUUAAGGCUCUAGUCUAUUCUCCAGCUUUCAGAUCCCUAGCCUGUUUCUGCCUUGCUGUGGUUCUGGAAAGGGCAGUGUCUGUAGGGGACCAGCACCAGUCAGGGAUAUUGCAGCCCCCCUCCCUGAAUGUAGGUCUUUUUAUUGAAAACAUCAACGACAAAAAAGCCCUUUGAUUUGCAGAGAUACCAAGGAGGCUGACGGCGUUCUACACAGCUGAUCGAUGAGAAGUAAGCCUGGUGCUUAUUUUAUUAAAGUUGAAUUUUGUUUAAUAAUUAAGUAAGGUUGGAACAUAUUCGAUGACUUGAAUUUGUUGUUUGGUAUUGACUUCAGGUCCUCCUCCUCCUCCCUUCCUGCAUGUCCCGAUAAGCUUCCUCAUCACAGGAGUUCUGGAUGUAGACAUGUGUUCCUGGACCACUCUCUUAAACACUGCCGAAAGCACAUUGCAA